This is a messenger RNA of Filobasidium floriforme, 1352 nucleotides long. RefSeq lists its product as uncharacterized. Gene Ontology annotation, biological process: fluoride transmembrane transport. NCBI's taxonomy places the organism in Eukaryota, Fungi, Basidiomycota, Tremellomycetes, Filobasidiales, Filobasidiaceae. The transcript has 3 exons. The record is from RefSeq and is a predicted model, not a curated record. Gene Ontology annotation, molecular function: fluoride transmembrane transporter activity. Bases 108 to 1199 code for a protein of 363 amino acids. Gene Ontology annotation, cellular component: membrane.
CGUGCUUUCUUCAAAAUCUCAACCGACCACGAUUCAGUCACACUUCUCUAGAAACAGUUUCAUGCUAGUGCUAGCAGUACGAUCGCAUCUUGACAACUCACAAGGCCAUGUCGUCCGAGGACGACAUCUCGCUAUCAGACCGCCCGCGUCCUGACCUCGGCAAUCGCAAAGACACACGAGAACACUCUGAAGACAAGUCCCCACCUUCCGGUCCACCUUCCAACCCUUCUAAUCUGCCAUGGUAUCACUUUGAGACGCUCUCCCUCCUCGCCUUCUUUUCCCUCUUCGGCGUGCUCGCCCGCUUAGGCUUGACGGCCCUCUUCGAUCAUCCGGGAGCGACGGUCUUCCCCGUAGCUUGGGUCCAGGGGACGGGGUGUUUCUUGUUCGGGUUCAUCGUCCAUCGGAGGAGACAGAUCGAGAGGAUUUGGCCGGCGUUGUAUGUGGGAUUACGAGUCGGCUUCGCUGGAGGGAUAGCCACUUUCGCAACUUGGCAGCUUAAUAGCUUCGUUGGAUUCAGUAAUCUCGAAGGGACCUCCGAUGACUGGCUCUCUUGUGCAUGCGACGGCCUCUCGUACAUCUGGAUCACCGUCACCGUCGUCUUCUUCAGCAUAAACUUCGGUCGACACCUCUCCGGCCACCUCCCUCGACUCCGCUUGGGUCCCUUGCCCCAGACCUACCGGUACAUCUUUAGCGUCAUCGGACUCCUCGGAUGGCUAGCUGCACUCCUGAUCUUCAUUCUACGGGACAACACCUACUGGAGAGCAGGCCGACGAGUCACCUGGGCACUCGUGCUUGCCCCUAUUGGUACCUGGAUCCGAUGGUGGGCAGGUUCCCGGAUCAACCCCAUCUCCCCUCCCUACAUCAAAUUCGGGACGUUCGGGUGUAACAUGGCCAGCACCUCCAUCGCAGGGGUCAUGUACCUCUUGCAACGGAUCUCGCCCCUCGGUCCCGGUCUUGGGGAGUGGCCCUGUCAAGCGCUUCAGGGGGUCCAAGAUGGGUUUUGUGGGUGCUUGUCGACCAUCCCAGCGUUUAUCGAGCAGGCAGAGAAGAUGCACGAUUCGGAUCACAAGUGGGCGACGCCGAUGUCUUGGUUCUACCUUGUCAUUAUGUAUGUUGGUGGUAUACUCUGCGUAAUUCUCACCCUGGGAAUCGGCUGGUGGGCAUCGCCGAACGGAUUAGGAACCGCCUGUGUAUACUAGGGAGUUCAAGGAAGAAGCUGCAAAAAGAGGACACAACGACUGUAUCAUAUCGCAACCACGUCAACGACCGGAGCCGGUCUCAAAUGCAAGGAAAACUAUAAUACAACAGCAAGAAGUCGAAUAAUUCCUCUAUCGAGAAUCCAACGUCUCUUG